Messenger RNA from Rubroshorea leprosula, 1768 nucleotides. NCBI's taxonomy places the organism in Eukaryota, Viridiplantae, Streptophyta, Magnoliopsida, Malvales, Dipterocarpaceae. The record is from the annotation of a GenBank genome assembly.
CACAAAAGUCAAUAUCGAUCAAAGAGAAGAGGAGGAGAGGUACAAUGGUUUUUGAUUCAGCUUCUAAAAAUUUGUUUUUCUUCUUCUUCUUCACAAUGUCCACAUUGCAAUGCUUAAAUCAAGUUCAAGCAAGAACCCAUUUCAGUGUCCUUCAGUUUGGUGCUUGUGCUGAUGGAAAAACAGACAACAGUAAGGCGUUUAUGGCAGCAUGGAAUCAGGCUUGCAAUUCAUUGGGAGAAAAUGGUGUUUUGAUCCCAACAGGGGCUUGCAAUUCAUUGGGAGAAAAUGGUGUUUUGAUCCCAACAGGGGUAUUUCUGUUGCGUCCAGUAGUGUUUAGGGGUCCCUGUAAGGGCUCUGCUGUGUUUCAGAUUAGAGGAGUCCUCAAGGCUCCCACUGAUAAAGCUUCACUUUUGGACCAUUGGAUUAGCUUCAAAUACAUUGAUCAAUUGAUGAUCAAUGAUGGUGGAUCACAUGAUGGUGGAUCACUUGAUGGUGAAGGAGCCUCAGCCGGGCCCCUAAACAAUUGCAGUAAAGACCCAAAUUGCCCUCCUCUUCUUGUUAACAUCACAAUUUCCCGCAUUAGGAUUUCAGCUCCAGAGGACAGCCCCAACACUGAUGGAAUACACCUUGGCUCCUCUACUGACAUCCGUAUCUUGUAUUCCUUCUUCGGCACCGGUGACGAUUGCAUUUCUAUGGGACCUGCAGGAUCCAAGAACAUCAACAUUAACAAUGUUCAUUGCGGCCUUGGCCAUGGCAUCAGUAUCGGUAGCCUCGGGGGAUCCAAGAUGGACGCGGAUGUUACCGAGAUUGUUCAAAUUAAGCUGAGGGAUGUCUCCAAUCCCAUUUUCAUUGAUGAGCAACACUGCCCUUCUAGGACAUGUGAUCAAAAGAUUAGAGGAGUCCUCAAGGCUCCCACUGAUAAAGCUUCACUUUUGGACCAUUGGAUUAGCUUCAAAUACAUUAAUCAAUUGAUGAUCAAUGAUGGUGGAUCACUUGAUGGUGAAGGAGCCUCAGCCGGGCCCCUAAACAAUUUCAGUAAAGGCCCAAAUUGCCCUCCUCUUCUUGUUUCAAUGAGACUCGAUUUCAUUACAAAUUCAAGAAUGAGCUCCAUAACAUCAAUCAACAGCAAGAACUUCCACUUCAACAUUUUUGCAUGCAAGAACAUCACAAUUUCCCGCAUUAGGAUUUCAGCUCCAGAGGACAGCCCCAACACUGAUGGAAUACACCUUGGCUCCUCUACUGACAUCCGUAUCUUGGAUUCCUUCUUCGGUACCGGUGACGAUUGCAUUUCUAUGGGACCAGGAUCCAAGAACAUCAACAUUAACAAUGUUCAUUGCGGCCUUGGCCAUGGCAUCAGUAUCGGUAGCCUCGGGGGAUCCAAGAUGGACGCGGAUGUUACCGAGAUUGUUGUGAGGAACUGUAGCUUAGUAGGGACAUCCAAUGGCAUAAGGAUCAAAACAUGUGCUCCUUCUUAUCAAGCUGAGGAAUGUCUCCAAUCCCAUUUUCAUUGAUGAGCAACACUGCCCUUCUAGGACAUGUGAUCAAAAGGUAGUAACUUUCACUUUCUGCAGUUACUCAAUCAUGGGUAGUUUUUUGAAGUAGUGGGACACCUCACCUUUUGACCUAAUCUAAUCCCCUUUCAGAUUUCACCACCUGUACUCUUAACAAAUAAAACCCCCUUUUUAACUGCAUCUUCUCCUAUUUUCUAGCUCCCAUUAUCUCUUUCUGUAUCAAGAAGAUAAUUACUCCAUAAAAAAUUAUCUUUACC